CGACUAAUGUAGCACUCCGUUUCCGGAAGUAAACAAAUCCACGUUUUCUGAAAUGGUGCAGACCAUUGUAACACAGAUUGAUGACCUAGAAAUAAAGAUCAAAGACUGUGAUUCAAGGUUGCAGACCAUUGAUGAUACUCUACGGCUGAAGGAACUCUCGGAGACUGAAAGACAGUCUUUAUGGGAGGAGGAGAAACAGAUUAAACAGAAGCUCUCCUCAUUUGAGACUGAUUUGAAGGAGCUGCGCAAAGAGAACAGGAAGACGAUGCUGGUGUCUGUGUGUCUGCUGGGCAUUGUGUAUCUAAUAUAUUAUUUUCUCUGGUAAAUGUAUUUUAUAAUUCACAUGUCUUUCAUGUAUUUCAACUAUGCAAUAUCAUUCAUUAACUGUAUGUGAAUAUUUACAUGUAUUACUAGACAAGGAAUGACAUAAAACCAAUGAUUUGAUAAAAGUAUGAUGACAAAA
Ostrea edulis (European flat oyster) is the source of this 463-nucleotide messenger RNA. RefSeq lists its product as uncharacterized. The transcript has 4 exons. The record is from RefSeq and is a predicted model, not a curated record. Lineage: Eukaryota; Metazoa; Mollusca; Bivalvia; Ostreida; Ostreidae. The coding region runs from base 53 to 325 and encodes 90 amino acids.